AAUAUUGUUACGUGUAGUUUUGUGAACUUUUAUUUUGUUGUUUCCGAUUUUCUGAUUUUCUAUAUUUUUCUGAUUAAGUAUUCUGAUUUCCUUUUCUUUUUCUUAUACUUUAUUCUGAUUUGUUAUUUUGAAUUUUAUUCCGAGUUGAUAUUCUGGUUUUUUCUAAUACAUUAUUUUGAUUUUAUUCUGAUUUGUUAUUCUGAUUUUAUUCUGGGUUGAUAUUCUGGUUUUUUUCUGAUUCAUUAUUCUAAUUUAUUAUUCUGAAUUUUAUUCUGUUUUUAUUCCUAUUUUUAUUCUGAUUUGUUAUUCUGAUUUUUAUUCUGAUUUGAUAUUCUGGUUAUUUUCUGAUGCAUUAUUCUGAUUCUGAUUUCGUUCUGAUUUUUAAUCUGAUUUUAUUUUUCUGAUUUUUGUUAUGAGUUUUUAAUCUGACUUCUAUUCAUAUUUACAUUAUUUCACUUCAAAAAUUCAAUGAUAUUUUUUAAGCCUAAUUAUAAUUAAACUUAUUUGUAGAUAUUUAUUGUCUGAACAUAUUGUCAGAUUUAUAAAAUUUCUGUACAAAUGGCACUUUUCUAAUUAUUAUUUAAUUAAAAUAUUGAGGAAACAACACCUUUUCCUCCUUCUCUCCCAAAUAUUUUCCGUCGAUGCUCCAAAGGUUUAGAGAGGGCUUCGAAGCUAAAUUAACAUCAAUAUUUAAUACUCAACAUUUAUUUUCUAAUAAUUUUUGGAUUUUUAUCGGAUUAAUUUCAACAUUAAAUUACUGUGAUGCUUCUGUUUCUGUUGAACAAUGCUGCGAACGAGAAAAAAUACCUAAUAUUUGUGCUUCCCCGCCAAGUGAUUUUGAUGUCUAUGACGUUUUCGAUAGGCGCAACAACUGUUCUAGAUAUUUAGAUUCUGUUGCUAAAUGCCUUGCCGCUGGUCGCGAUCACUCUCCUUGUUGUUCGAGGGAGGCUAAAGAUUUGGAAGAAAAUGCCUGUUUUGGCAAGUUUUCUUUUGAAAAACUAAAAGAGCAAUGGAUCUGUAGAUUAUGUCGAGGGGAUGGCCAUUUUCACAGGGCAAGUGCCUAUCAGACUUGUAUUGCUUUAAACCUUGCAUCAAUGUUUUCGUGUUUUGAGAAAGGAUAUCAACAAAUUCCAUCACCACCAAGGAAUUUACUUAUUGGACAAGUCAGCUCUAUUGAGGCAGAAUUGAGUUGGCAAGAACCAGAACACAAUGCUAAAAUUGUUGAUCAUUAUCUGCUUUAUAUAUACGAAUUGGAAACGGGUUCAGAAAAGGCUGAUUUAUCAACAGAAUUGAGAAUAGAAACGGUGUCCAAAGAAGCUCGAAUUAAUCAAUUGGAGCCUGGAACACGUAAAUAUCUUUAUUAG
This is a messenger RNA of Meloidogyne enterolobii, 1364 nucleotides long. The record is from the annotation of a GenBank genome assembly. Lineage: Eukaryota; Metazoa; Nematoda; Chromadorea; Rhabditida; Meloidogynidae.